AUGAGCUGCGAGAGUUUGCGCAACAAGGAGCAGACCUUGAUUCCUCCCGUUGAGCCCCCGCCGCAGCCAUCUCGCAGCCCUGGUCCCGGUAACCGCGCGAUCAACAGCAGUUCCCCCCGACCGCCGCCUUCGUACCGCUCCACCGCGAGCACCUACAACGCCAGCCGCGAUGGCGACCCUUACAACGGACCCAGCAGGUCUGGGUCCUCCGGGUACAAUGACCCUCCGUCCGACAUGUUUCCUCCUCAGACGCAACGGAGCUACAGCCGUAGUAACGGUGUUGGCGAUCCGUACGCCCGCGGUGGCAAUGUUGAUGCCGCCCGAUCGGAGUUGUUCUCCGGUUAUAACGCUGAGAAAGCCGGUUCUGGUCGCUUCUUCAAUGACGCUCCGGGCCCUCGCGCGAUGAGGGAUGUCGCACCGGGCGAAGAACAAGACGAGGACGUUGAGGGCAUCAAGCAGAAUAUUCGCUAUACCAAGCAAGAGAGCGUGAACUCCACACGUAAUGCUUUACGUCUUGCCCGUGAGGCUGAGGAGACGGCUCGUAAUACGAUGCUCAAGCUUGGCGAUCAAUCUGAGAAACUUGCUAACACGGAGCGCCACCUUGAUGUCUCGAAGGGUCACCAACUUCGCGCUGAAGAUAAGACGGAUGAGUUGAAGAAGUUGAACCGAUCGAUCUUCCGUCCUGCUAUCACGUUUAAUAAGGACGCCAAGCGCGCCGCCCAAGAAGCUAAGCUUCAGCAGCGAUACGAUGAAGAUCGUGAGGAGCGCGAGAGAGCAAUGCUUGACAUUCGCGAAACUCAGAACAGACUCGGCCGUGCUGCGACGUACGGCCGCGGUGACGAGGACGAGGAAGCUAUAGGCGGGGGAGGUCUUCGUAGCCGCAUGAGGACCGAGGAGCAACAGGCACAGCGGAAACAGCAACGGGCUCGUUACCAGUUUGAAGCCACUGCCUCGGAUGACGAGAUGGAGGAUGAGCUGGACGACAAUCUCGAUGAGAUUGGUGAGGCGGCGAAACGCCUCAAGGCGCUUGGCCUGGCUAUGGGUCAGGAAGUCGACAACCAAAUCGGUCGUAUCGGCCGCAUCGAGGAGAAGACGACAUCGCUCGAUAACCGUGUCUACCGGAACACUGAGAGGCUCAAGCGCAUCAAGUAGUCUUAUUUACCUUGGCUGGUUCCUUGCAUUCCAAUGUGGCCGGUUCUUGUGAUGUACGCGGAUUCGUUAUGGAUGGAUUAUCUUUACAUGUGGGGUAAUCACCCGAGGCUUCGAUGCUUUGUAUAAGGGAUUAAGGGUGCAAAUAAACAUAGCCCCGAAAC
Messenger RNA from Punctularia strigosozonata HHB-11173 SS5, 1313 nucleotides. RefSeq lists its product as uncharacterized. Lineage: Eukaryota; Fungi; Basidiomycota; Agaricomycetes; Corticiales; Punctulariaceae. Gene Ontology annotation, cellular component: plasma membrane; SNARE complex. The coding region runs from base 1 to 1152 and encodes 383 amino acids. Gene Ontology annotation, biological process: vesicle fusion; exocytosis. The record is from RefSeq and is a predicted model, not a curated record. Gene Ontology annotation, molecular function: SNAP receptor activity; syntaxin binding. The transcript has 4 exons.